UUUACCGAACGACGCCGUUUAAGGUACUGUUUUGAUUCCUUGGCCGAAGAGCAGACGCGACCGAAACCAAACCACCGUGUAGUCUCCAUCUCCGCCACGAUUUUGACUCGCCUGAAUCAUACCUCGAAGGAGCUUCACGAAUCCUUUCCGUCAAAGAAGACAAGGUUUCACUUUAAGCUUUGCUUCCAUAGGGUGCUAACUACUCUAAACGUGAUUGAAGGGUCUAAGAGCACAACCUCUGAAUUUGGAGCAUUGUUUGGUUUGAAACAAAUUCAAGAACAAGCUUCUAGGUGGUUAACGUCUCUGCGUAACAUAAGAGAUGAAAAUAGUUAAGGCAAAUGCAGGAGCACUUACAAAUUUCGAGGUGCUUGAUUUCCUAAACUCAAGAGGUGCAUCAAAAGAUACUACUAGAGUUAUAGCUCCAAUUGCUAGAUCAGAAUACAAGGUCUAUGAUUAUUUGUUGGAGACUGCUGCUUCCACUCAAACACGAGAGAGCGUUAACAAAUUCGCCGAUAAGUGCAAAGAUUUCAAAAUCGCCAAAGCUGAGAUUCUCAACAUCAUCAAUCUCCGGCCUUCUUCUAUUGUCGAAUUGGAUCCGAUCAUAGAGAAGGCCCCCGAGGGACAGGAAGAACGAGUAAUCGACACAGAUGGGAUAUUAGAGCUUGUGAAGGAUUUGCUACCGCCUCUGCCUACUACUGAAACUGAAACUCCUAAAGAUAAUGACGAAGAAGAAACAGACAACGGUGAACAGUCGUAGCAUGCAAAUGAAGUUUUCGAGUUGUUUCUCUUGUUAGCUUAAAAAUAUAUGUAAUCUAGCUUCGAAAUGAAACUGAAAUUGUACUAAACUAGAUUAAGUUAAAGAUGAUUUAAUCUUGGUUUCAUAUUCUAUA
Molecule: messenger RNA, 890 nt
Organism: Camelina sativa (false flax)
Lineage: Eukaryota; Viridiplantae; Streptophyta; Magnoliopsida; Brassicales; Brassicaceae
Biological process (GO): transcription initiation at RNA polymerase III promoter
Cellular component (GO): RNA polymerase III complex
Molecular function (GO): nucleotide binding
Source: RefSeq, a predicted model, not a curated record